Messenger RNA from Pyricularia oryzae 70-15, 3620 nucleotides. RefSeq names its product succinate/fumarate mitochondrial transporter. Gene Ontology annotation, biological process: transmembrane transport; fumarate transport; succinate transport. The coding region runs from base 830 to 1804 and encodes 324 amino acids. The record is from RefSeq and is a predicted model, not a curated record. The transcript is spliced from 2 exons. NCBI's taxonomy places the organism in Eukaryota, Fungi, Ascomycota, Sordariomycetes, Magnaporthales, Pyriculariaceae.
GAUUCCUUCAAUUCUCGGUUCUAUUUCUCCUUGUGUUGUACUGUUUUUAGCUGAUACUUUAUUUCCCCUCGGCUCCUAUUUCCCCCCUGCUUCGGCUCUUUUUUUGUGCAAUUCCUGGCCUUGUUUGGUUUGGUAGCUACAAAAAGGGAGCUUCCCCUGGACAAGCUCACUUACAUCAUUUUUCUGCAUGUGAUACCUCUAGGGCAGAGCUUUAACCAAGCUGAAGCCCUUCAACCAAACUUUUCUAGUUCACUCUUCUAGAUCCAUUGGUCCCCUGUCCUUAAUUCUUCCUCUUGUAUUUGUUUCUCGUGUCCGAGAUUCACCAAAUUUGCUCCUUCACUUCGGCGAGCAUCACCUUGGGACAAAUAGUAACUGACACCUUGGGUUGUGCACACAAAAUCCGAUCAUCUUGGAACUUGCAUCCCGCUGUUACAGGUUUUCGCAGGAAAUAAAAGGCGCUAGGAGAUACCCUGCCCACUUGCAGCAUCCGCAGCCCCCUUUUGCAACUCGGGACGAACACGUGAAAGUCGCUUGCAGCUCCACGAUUUUGCCUGACGGACAGACACGCGGAGCCCAAACAUCCUUCGUCCUGUAAAACCUACCUGGCCUUGGUUGUUGUGCUCCUCCCGCUUGCACUCGAACGCUUUCAUCCUUGACAGCCUUGUCCUGCAUGCGCCGACUUCGGAAACGUCACAACCGUCCCGGCGCUCGACCUCGCUGACCCCUCCAAAUUCUAUACCCUCCCAGCAACGCAAGGUUCAGCUCAAAAACCAACAACGGCACGCUCACACAUAACCCGGCGCAGCGCUAAGGGGAAACAAACACGAAGAUGGCGACAAAGGUCAGCAAAGACGGCAAGCCGCCGCCCUCUGCCGCCGUCAACCUCAUCGCGGGCGGCGGCGCCGGCAUGAUGGAGGCGCUGGCUUGCCACCCGCUGGACACCAUCAAGGUGCGGAUGCAGCUGUCGCGACGGGCGCGGCAGCCCGGCGCACCCAAGCGCGGCUUCCUUGCCACGGGCGCCGCCAUCGUCAAGAAGGAGACCCCGCUGGGUCUGUACAAGGGCCUGGGCGCGGUCCUGACGGGCAUUGUACCCAAGAUGGCGAUCCGGUUCACGAGCUUCGAGGCGUACAAGCAGAUGCUGGCCGACAAGGAGACGGGCGGCGUGACGGGCCGCGCGACCUUUUUGGCGGGGCUGGCUGCGGGCGUCACCGAGGCGGUCGCCGUCGUCACGCCCAUGGAGGUCAUCAAGAUCAGGCUGCAGGCGCAGCACCACAGCAUGGCCGACCCGCUCGACAUACCAAAGUACCGCAACGCCGCGCACGCCCUGUACACCGUCGUCAAGGAGGAGGGCUUCGGCGCCCUGUACCGCGGCGUCUCGCUCACCGCGCUGCGCCAGGGCUCCAACCAGGCCGUCAACUUCACCGCGUACACGUACUUCAAGGAGAAGCUGUCCGAGUGGCAGCCGCAGUACAACGGCACCACGCUGCCCGGCUACCAGACCACCCUCAUCGGCUUGGUUUCGGGUGCCAUGGGACCGCUCAGCAACGCGCCGAUCGACACCAUCAAGACGAGACUGCAAAAGGCGCCGGCGGUUGAGGGCGUCAGCGCAUUCAAGAGGAUUUCACAGAUUGCGGGCGAGAUGUUCAGGCAAGAAGGCAUGCAUGCAUUCUACAAAGGGAUCACGCCGCGCAUAAUGCGUGUCGCACCGGGACAGGCAGUCACCUUUACGGUGUACGAAUACCUGAAGGAGAAGCUCGAGACGAGAGGACCAUUUUCACUUUCUGGCGGCGAGUACAACGACUAGUGGUUUUGUCGGCUGCUGAGAUAUGUUGAUGAUAGGAUUCCUAGACGUUGAGAGAGACUUUUCGAUGCGGAAGGCGUUGGAAAAGAGCCCCGGGUAGAGGUUGAGUCUAGUAAUUGGAAAUUCCAAUUGGAUUGUGUUUUUUUAGCAUGAACAUUUUCGCUUUGAGCACCUCGUGCUGCAUGUGCGCAACUUGGGCCUCAUGCACAUAAAUUCCUCAGAAGAAUUCACAAGGGUGAUGUCGUCAUUUAAACCCCGACAACACUUUAUUUUCUAGAAACCUAGGUACCUGGGUGGUCGUAGACUUCGGACAUGCCAGCCAUGGCUGCCUGCAGAGGCGGCAACUCAUUACAUCGUUAACGUGCAAGGGAAAACCCAGUGUGGCGCCCCAUUUUGAAUCGCCAAUCAUCGGCCGGGCCUCUUGGGCCGGCUGAACGCCUUCUUUUGCUCAACCUGAGGGUGAAGCUCAGAAAGCACAGACUCCUCGGUGAUCUCGUUCGGCUCCUCGACCUCAAAUUUCUUCGCCGCCACGAUGCCCAUCUCCUGCUCGGCCGCAGUCACCACGGCGCGCUUCAUCAGCGGGUAAACCAUGCGCUGCUUGAUGGGUACCCUGCCAGUGGUGCUGGUAGGGCAUGUGUAGAAGAAGAGGAUCGGGCUCUGGGUCUCGCCGCCGUGCUGAUGAGUGUAUCGGUAAAAGGUGAAGCGCGGCUCCGUGGCCGAUAUCUCGGACACAAGCUCGCUGAUUGUGCUCGGGGUGGCCGAAGUUGCAACGUUCUCGACGGUUUCGGUCCCGGGGUUGAUUUUCUAUGCGUGAAGUCGCCAGCCGCACGUCAGCAAAAUGUCGCACCAUCCAAUUGCCUGUUUACUGGAACAUAUAAGAACCUACCAUCAUCACAAGACUCCUGGACCCGCUCUCGUCUGCCAGCUCCUUGAGCGCCUGCAGGGCCUCGUCAUCGAUCGGCAUGUUCAUGUUCUUGCUGAGAUGGAUCUCCUUGACGCCCGUACCAGCGCCAGCCUCUUGCUCUGCACGCUUCACUGCCCCCAAAGUCCUUUCCUCCUCGGUAAGCGGAGCAGCCAUUUCACUGUGAGCAUCCUGCUUCUUGAAGCCCUGUGGAGUCAGCUCCUCGGCCGAGUUUGCAAAAACGGUGUCGCGGAAAUGCUCAGAGCCGAGCUCUCGAACCAGCGUCAGGCGGGUCGACGCGAAGAGCAUCUUCUGCCGCACGGGCGCCGAGUCCGGUAUGUAGGUGAUCGCUACGAGGUGCGGGGCGGCAUCGUGGCGGCGCAGGAGGAUGUAUAGUGCUUCAUUGGGCUUGAGGUGCGGCGCGAGGAGGUUGUUUAGGUUGUCGUCGAAGGAGGAGGAUGGGGACGAGGUCAGGAGGGUGACGGGCUUGAGGGCUUCAGAAGAGAUGGUAGCGAGGAGUGCAAAGUUUGUGGGGGAGGAGAGGAGCUUGUUGAACUCGGCCGUGAGCUCCUGCGAGGCUGUUGGGAUGUCUUGGCGUUAGCUCGACGCUUACCAUGCUGCGAGAGAGACGGCUUGUCUGCUAUCAAGUUGAAGUGAUCAGUGGGGAGCUUGCCUGAGAUUCCGGACUGCAUCUUGUAGAUUGUUUAAUUUCCGUCUGCGUUUCAGAUAUGCAAACACAGUAUCGCCCUUUGGGGAACAGGCGCCUUUUAUCUUGGACAAUUCCAAUGCCGUCAGCAACCCAGCAACUCGAGAGUCAUCUGGCUGGAAUUUACCAUGAUCAAACGCGCCGCUUAGCUGCCCCUCUCCAUGCUAGUCAAGCCAGUGCUUCAUGGGACAAUGACGGUGAGCAUGGCCCGU